This is a messenger RNA of Diuraphis noxia (Russian wheat aphid), 4386 nucleotides long. RefSeq lists its product as uncharacterized. The record is from RefSeq and is a predicted model, not a curated record. Lineage: Eukaryota; Metazoa; Arthropoda; Insecta; Hemiptera; Aphididae. Gene Ontology annotation, cellular component: nucleus. Gene Ontology annotation, molecular function: histone H4K20 methyltransferase activity; protein binding.
AUGGUUGAUACGGAAUGGCCAUUGAAGUGUGAUCGUCGUGCUGCGGUGUUAUGCGUAGCUGAUGACGCCUGCCUUAAAACUAUAUUAGACAAAAAACUGGACAUAGCGACCCACAGGAACAAAACUCCUCAAUUCUUUAUCGAAGAUGCUGAAAUUCGAAUCAUAGAAAGACAAGCACGAAUUUAUAAUGAUUUUUGUAUGAAACCAAUCCCAUAUACCAUAGUCAGACACGAACGGUUUGACGAAGUAGUGGCAAUUAGGUACAUACCUAAAAAUACUGUGUUGUUUGAGUUGUGCGGGCAACUGUAUGCGGUCAGCGACCAUUUUUUAAUACCAGGAGUAAAUGACUUCUCGACGGUGACAUCAAGUAUAAAUGAUAAGGACUACAUGUUCCUUGGUCCAGUUGCCUUCAUCAAUCACGAUUGUAGUCCAAAUGUUCAGUGGCACAGCCGAAGUAAAUCAUUAUCUUGUGUCAAGACAAUUAGAAACAUUCUAACAAACGACGAAAUCUUAGUGUCCUAUGGACACCACUAUUUUGCAGUAAGUAUGGAUAUCAUUCAGGAGGAUGCAGUGACACAGCAAACUGUGAAGCAAAGUGUGAUAGACUUAAUUAAUAUAAACAAAAGUGAUGAUCAGAAUAGUGACUACGACGAUGAUGAUGAUAGCAGUGAUUGUGAAAAUCAUAUAUCAAAUGAUAAUGUUAAUGCAUACCAAUGUGACCAAUGCCAGAGAACAUUCAAAUUUCAUUCAUGGUUUAAGAACCACAAGACCGCCCACAUUGCAGUUGGCAUACAUCAGUAUAACUAUUGUCCAAAAAAAUUCAAAAGAAAAGAUAACCUACAACGGCAUUUCUUAAGCCACUUCGGUGGCGUCAACUUUGACUGUACCCAAUGUGGGAUCCAUUUACACAAAUGUUCUCAAUGCGAAAUGAGAUUUAAAGAUGAAAGGAAUAAACGGUACCACGAAAAUGUAAAGCACAAUAAUGUGUAUCCUUUUGUGUGCCCUUGCGGAGCAAAAUUCGGUGCCCCAAACCUUUUGUGUCGUCAUAGAAGAAAAAAUUUUUGUAAAGCGGCAGGUGCUGGCCAGUCCAGUGCAAGUGGACGUGAAAAAGCAUCAACUACAAAACCUGACAAAAUCACAACACUGCAUACUACACAAUCGAAGUUCAAAAGACCUAAACCAAUGCACGCUAAUGCAAAUGAACAAAAAAAAUCAUUCUCGUGUCAAGUGUGUAAGGCAACACCGGAACAUUUAUUUAUUUAUUGUCCGGACUUCAAACAAAAAACACCAGCCGAAAGACAUCAGUUGAUAAAGGAUCUCAAUCGAUGUUACUUGUGUUUCAGUGAACACAUGUCGGUGGACUGCAAGAGUACACGAGUGUGUGAGGUGUGUGGGAGACGCCAUCAUUCUUGGCUACAUUGGGACAACAAUGCAGUGGAGGACCAAUCAAAUACUUUAUUGUCCUCUGUAGGCAAUUUGCCAAUACGCUCACAAGUGCUCAUGUCUACCGUAGAAAUUCUCAUACAAGACGCCAAUGGGUGUUAUCAAAGAGCACGAGCAUUGUUAGAUUCUGCUAGUGAGAGUAGCUACAUGACCGAAAGUUGUCGACAUAGACUAGGUGUAUCGCGGCAGAAGUGUCAUUUAGCAGUUAGUGGCAUAUCUGGAGUGAAAGUACCCACGAUAAAAGCUCGAGCGCAAGUAAUUAUUCGCCCUGUACGACACCAUGAACCGCAAAUGACAAUCGAAGCGUAUGUAGUAACACAAAUUACCGGAUGUACACCGUCCAAACAUAUACGAGAUGCAGAUUGGGUGCAUCUAAAAGAUCUAGCCGAUCCAAAUUUCAACGAACCAUUACCUGUAGACGUACUGCUAGGCGCCGAAGUUUUCCCCUACAUCAUACGAAGUGGGCGACGGGAGAAUUUACUAAGUGAGCCAGUUGGUAUCGAAACAGUGUUCGGUUGGGCUCUAAUGGGAAACACUGGUAACACUAAUCCUAAGAGAAGCACUACGUUAUUAACAUCUUUGGACAGUGUAGAUCUUGUGUUACGACGGUUCUGGGAAAUAGAGGAAGUACCAAAUGCGUCAAAGACGAGUCCGGCAGAAGAGGAAUGUGAGCGUAUUUAUCAUUCUACGACUACACGAGAAUCAGAUGGUCGAUACGUUGUACAUUUACCAUUCAAUUGCAAACCGCCGCAGCUUGGACAGUCACGACAAAUGGCCCUCAACCGGCUUUAUCGUUUAGAAUCCCGACUAGAUAAGUUGCCGCAGCUACGACAACAAUACAAUACUGCCAUGCAGGAUUAUCUCGAUAGCGGUCACAUGCAAAUAGUACCAGAAGCCACACCCGAACCGGAACAGGCUUAUUAUACUCCACAUCAAGUAGUGAUUAAACCUGACAGUACUACUACAAAAGUGAGAGUUGUGUACGAUGCGUCAGCUACUACUUCGAACGGGAAGUCGUUGAAUGACAACCUUUAUCCUGGUAAAAAAUUACAACAAGACUUGCCGGGUAUAAUCAUCAGAUUCCGGGUACAUGAAGUUGUGGUUACAGCUGACAUUAAGCAAAUGUUCAGGCAAAUCAUCGUUACUCCCGCACAUAGACAAUAUCAGCGGCUCCUUUACCGAUUUCAAAGUUCAGAACCUAUUCAAACUUUUGAAAUGACCACUGUGACCUUCGGCCAACGAUCUUCACCAUUCUUAGCAAUAAGAACGCUACUUCAAUUAGCGAGCGACGAAGCAGGUGGCUACUCGGAUGUUCAACGAGUUCUGCGUAACGAUCUGUAUGUGGACGAUGUGGUCACUGGUGCCGACUGUGUAGAAAGUGCGCUUCGACUUCAACAAAAUCUCAUAAAAGUUCUAAAGAAUGGGCAGUUUGAACUACGUAAAUGGUCCAGUAACUCGGCUAAGGUAUUAGACGCCUUACCCAAAGAACAUCGACAAAACCAAGACGUUACGUUUAACGGAGGUGAAAUUGAGUUUACCAAAGUACUUGGUUUAAAGUGGGAGCCAAAUAGUGACGUAUUAACCUAUCAACACCAAACGAAUUCUAUACAGUUUAGCAAACGUCAUAUUUUAUCGGAAAUCGCGCGUAUUUACGACCCUAUUGGGCUGUUAGCGCCUGUAACCACUCAUCUCAAGAAGCUUAUGAAAUAUUUAUGGUCACUGGGUGUUGGAUGGGAUGACCCAUUGCCCCAAGACGCGAUGGAUGCUUGGAAGUGUUAUCACAAUGAAUUACCACUAAUAAUAGGACAAGUACGAGUGCGACGACAAGUUACUUGCACCGGAUCGACCUACGAACUACAUGGAUUUUGCGACAGCUCGGAGAUUGCCUACGCCGCUGCUGUGUACAUCUUAGCUCKAARACCAGACGGGACCAUGCAUUGUCAGCUUCUAAUGGGCAAAUCAAAAGUAGCACCCGAAAAAAAGUUGUCCAUUCCCAGAUUGGAAUUAUGCGGAGCACUACUCCUCGCUCGAGUUAUCACUUAUGUGCGUACCAACCUAACUACAUUACAGAUAAGCCGCACCACUGCCUGGUCGGACUCAACAGUAGCUCUAGCAUGGAUAAAAACACCAACUUCGAAACUAAAAACUUUUGUAGCAAACCGUGUUGCCCAGAUACAGCAUAUGACGUCACCAGAUACAUGGAGACACGUGCCAACUGCACAUAAUCCGGCAGACUGUGCAUCGCGUGGUUUGACCCCAGGAGAAUUAGUCAACCAUACCAUGUGGUGGAUGGGGCCAGACUAUCUGAAGAAACCAGAGGAGUUAUGGCCUAAAAUCGACAUAAUCGCAUCAGAUGAGAACGAAAAAAAUGAACACGUUGAGACCAAAAUAGUUACACUGAUGACUACUGAAACCAUAACCGAAUGCCCACUCCUAUAUCAAUCGGACAAUUGGCCUAAAAUUCUGCGUUUAACUUCUUACUGGCUUCGAAUGCGCGAUUGUUUACGGAAGAAGGCCGUGCCAGAUAAAGCUGUUCCACCCGCCACAGUGGAGACAACCAAUGCGAUGUGGGCUCUGGUUCACUGGACGCAAAGAGUUUUCUUCGCAGAAGAGAUAGAAAACCUGCGGAACCACCGUAAGUGUUCCAUAAAGUUACGGACAUUGGCCCCUUUUUUGGACAAACAGAAUCUACUUCGAGUGGGAGGACGCCUGCGACAUUCAGAUUUGUCCUACAAUGGAAAAUACCCAGUGCUUUUGCCCAAAGAAGCUCGCUUGACGGCAGUUCUGAUUGACUACGUGCACCGUAGUAAUUGCCAUCCAGGUCCCAACGCAGUACAAAACAUUCUGCAACAGUCCUUUUGGAUAAUAUCGGUGCGAGGUGUUAUCCGAAAGAGAAUACAUCGUUGCAUACCUUGCUUCCGAGCUAGUCCUCGGUCCCCAUAG